Messenger RNA from Hylaeus volcanicus, 2804 nucleotides. Its product is annotated as transducin beta-like protein 3. Gene Ontology annotation, cellular component: small-subunit processome; nucleolus; 90S preribosome. Gene Ontology annotation, biological process: endonucleolytic cleavage in 5'-ETS of tricistronic rRNA transcript (SSU-rRNA, 5.8S rRNA, LSU-rRNA); endonucleolytic cleavage to generate mature 5'-end of SSU-rRNA from (SSU-rRNA, 5.8S rRNA, LSU-rRNA). The transcript is spliced from 15 exons. Gene Ontology annotation, molecular function: protein binding; U3 snoRNA binding. The coding region runs from base 116 to 2515 and encodes 799 amino acids. NCBI's taxonomy places the organism in Eukaryota, Metazoa, Arthropoda, Insecta, Hymenoptera, Colletidae. The record is from RefSeq and is a predicted model, not a curated record.
GGUGCACGGGAGCACGUGUCUGUCAUUCAUAUAAUUUAUAACCUGUACAUAAAUUGAUUAAAUAAAUUGAGUGAACUUGAAAACCUAAUAAUAUGUUUAUAAUAUAGCAGCAAAAAUGAGUCAUACUAUUCUAAAAGAAGCAUUCGAAGUUGAAGCAAAACAUGAACCAUUCUAUACAGGAGGGAAUGUACAAUGGAGUACAGAUGGACAGUACAUAUUCUGCCAAAAGCAUGGCACAGUUUCUGUAUUAUCACUAAAGGAAGGUAUGUCAAUAGUAUCUCAUGUGGGACAAAGUGAUAAUGAUGAAGAGAAAGAUGUGAUUAAUACAUUUACUGCGUUCAGUAAUGAUGUAAAUAUAAUUACACAUCACAAAAGUGGUCUUUUUAAACUGUGGAACUGGAAGGAUAAGAAACUGAUCAAAUUAUGGAAGUCUACUCACAAAGGUCCUGUAUUUCACAUUGCUCAUUGUAAUGAAACAAAUUUAAUGGUUUCUGGAGGCAGUGAUGGUACUGUCAGAUUGUGGGACUUACAACAUCACGCUUGUACUCAUAAUCUGAAAGGAGUUCAGGGAGUUAUCAGUAUUUUAGCUUUCCAUCCGAACAUUGAGAAAAAACUUGUCUUUGCUGCAGGCGAUGAUUUUAAAAUUCAUGGAUGGGAUAUUACAUCUGGUAAAGAAGUAGUUACUCUUUCUGGGCACUUCAGUAAAAUUACAUCCAUAUCUUUUCACACUGAUGGGAAUUCUUUAGUGAGCUCAGGAAGAGAUAGAGUAUUAAUUUUAUGGAAUAUUUCAACUGCAUCAUCAGUACGUGUUUUACCAGUUUAUGAAGAAAUAGAGGAUACAUUUAUUUUAUCCAAGAAUGUAUCAUUACCUGUACCAUUACCCAAACAAAAUGAAGAUGCUAUUUAUAUUGCUGCUGCAGGAGAAAAAGGUAUCGUAAAAAUAUGGGAAAUGAGAAGCGGUAGAGAAGUAUAUGCACAGAAAAAUUCUAUUUUAUCAGCGGCAAAAGAAGGAGAAAAUCUUUCAAUUACGCACUUACUUUCUAAAAACGAUGGCGACACUUUUGCCGUCGUUACCGUUGAUCACAAUAUACUUAUGUAUUCAUUAAGAACGUUUGAAUGUUUAAAACAGUUAGUGGGGUACAGUGAUGAAAUUCUAGAUAUUGUGUAUCUUGGGGAUAGUCAAGAUCACAUAGCUGUCGCUACUAACAGUUGCGAUAUAAAAUUGUACCAUGUAUCAACUAUGAAUUGUCAAAUAUUAUGUGGACAUACAGAUAUUGUCUUAGCCCUUGCUACGACACCUGCGAAUGCGUGGCUACUUAUAUCUUCAGCAAAGGACAAUAGCAUUCGUAUAUGGUUGAUGGAUAAAGAAACAACAAAAGCAUCUUGUAUUGCAUCCGCUACCAGGCAUACUGCUUCUGUUGGAUCUGUUGCAAUUUCUCAAACAUCCACUAAAUUUUUCACUUCCAUCAGUCAAGAUUUGUGUCUUAAAUUGUGGAAUUUACCACAAGAUUUUGAGUCAGAAGACAUGCAUUCCGUGAAUGUAAUUCAUACAGUAUUGGCUCAUCAAAAAGAUAUUAAUAGUGUAACUAUUUCGCCAAAUGACAAAUUAAUUGCUACCGGAUCUCAAGAUAAAACAGCAAAAUUAUGGUCGAGCAAUGACCUACAAUUACUUGGAGUAUUUCAUGGACAUAGAAGAGGGGUAUGGUGUGUUCGAUUUUCUCCAAUAGAUCAAGUACUUCUAACAACAUCUGCAGACUGCACGAUAAAGCUUUGGUCACUGACAGAACUGAACUGUUUAAAAACACUAGAAGGCCAUGAAUCGUCAGUUUUAAAAGCAGAAUUUUUGACACGAGGUAUGCAGUUAAUUACAGCAAGUGGAGAUGGUCUUUUGAAACUUUGGAGUAUCAAAACAUCAGAGUGUUUGUGUACUUUAGAACAACAUGAGAGUCGUGUGUGGACAAUCGCUGUUAGGAAAGAUGAAAAGACCAUAAUCAGUGGUGGAAGUGAUUCAUUAAUAGUUAUUUGGAAAGAUGUAACCGAAGAAAGAAAAGAAAAAAUAGAAUCGGACAUGAAACAGCUUGCACUUGAAGAACAGCAAUUAGCAAAUUUACUUAAAGCAAACAAAUUAAGUUCCGCGUUAAAAAUGAGUUUAAAAUUAGAACGCCCUCUGCAAGUUCUCAAAAUUAUAGAAAGUAUUUUAAAAACAGGUAAUUGUCCACUUAUACCAACAAUUAGUGAGUUACAACCUGUGUACAAGGAGAAACUACUUAAAUGUGCUUCUACAUGGAAUACUAAUAGCAAAAAUUGUCAAGUUGCUCAGGUAGUUAUAAAUGCCUUAAUAGUGGAAUUGAAACAUGAGGAUUUUGAAACAUCAUCAACCUUGAUGCUGGAGUCUAUGAUACCAUAUACUGAACGACAUUACACGAGACUUACAAAAUUGUUGCAAAACCUUCAUUUGUUUACUUAUACGCUUAAUCGUAUAAAACCACAUAUUGCGUCCACAGAUUCUAAAUGACCACGUAAUAUAGCGCUGAGUAUAUACAAUGUAUAAAGUGACUUAAAUGUGUUCAUCAUUCUGAAUAUAAGUACAGUCUAUUGUUGCUAACUUUAUAUUAUGAGCACAAAAUAUUUUUUUUUAGUAAAAUACUGUAAUAUAGAUAAGCAUGAUUUUGAGAACAUUUUAUGUACUUGCACACACCACUUUAUGAUGAUUCGUUUGACGACAAUUUAAACUUACGGCACUUCAAUUAUACUCUAUGCUCUGCUGUAACACACCAACGUGAUAUAAAGGAUUGUUUCACUUA